AUGAAAGACAUUGGCAAGAGCAAGCCUACGCACGUCGCGCCAAAACUCCCAGAGCGAGCUGUCUGUGACUCCAAUUUCCUGUGGUGGUGGUAUUCCAAUAAGAAUGGGUCCCCGUGUAAAAAAUCUCAUCUAUACGUAAUCGCGCCGUCCUCACCAGAGACAUAUGUGGGAUGGGAAGAAAAGGAGAAGAGAAAGAGUGCCUCCAAGAUACGGGCUGCAGCGACAUUCGAGAAAACCGAUAGCUAUCCACUAGGAAAAAAAACGCCUCAUCGCAUAAAGACACAUAAACAAAAUAAAAAUAAAAAACCACAGUUGUCAAAACGGUAUGGCCUCGCUGAUUUUCUGGUUCAAUUCAGCGGGGGCUCCGAGAAGCCUGCAAAUUGUUCAUCGAGCACCCAGCAGCAGCAGCAAAAGAUAGAUGCUGGUCAACACACGACCUGUUUCAUAAUACUCAGGUUAUAUAUCUCGGCACAUGGCUUGCGCGAAAUUAACCGCGACUCCCUUCAAGAGGUAAAUCAACAAGGUGGGGAGUUGAGUGAGGGAUAUUGCGCACAGCAGCAGCAACACUCGUUAGGAAUCCUAUACAGCGUUGAUAGAAGAGGGCCGAGUUAG
Paracoccidioides brasiliensis Pb18 is the source of this 612-nucleotide messenger RNA. RefSeq lists its product as uncharacterized. The record is from RefSeq and is a predicted model, not a curated record. The transcript has 2 exons. The coding region runs from base 1 to 612 and encodes 203 amino acids.